Molecule: messenger RNA, 1057 nt
Organism: Phyllopteryx taeniolatus (common seadragon)
Lineage: Eukaryota; Metazoa; Chordata; Actinopteri; Syngnathiformes; Syngnathidae
Gene: nicn1
Product: nicolin 1
Exons: 10
Coding region: 89-1036 (315 amino acids)
Cellular component (GO): nucleoplasm
Source: RefSeq, a predicted model, not a curated record
GCCACGGUUACAAAAGACCACCGGAAGUAACCGUGUCUCGAAUCGCUAGCAUGCUAACGGCUGCGAACCAGCGUUUCUGUUUUGGUUCAUGGUGAUGGCCCAAAGUGUAAAACGUGUAAAACAUCAAAAACGUGCGGGAGGAAACAUCCGAUCGAUGGCGUCACGGAUCGGCUCCCCACAAGACAUUUCACUCCGCGUUUUUGUCGCUGAAAAAAGCCGUUGUCGGUGCGGGACUAUUUUGCGUCGUCUCAGACAAACAGCACGAGGAGCGUGGCAAAAAAAGGAAAGGCCAAACGCACGCCGACUCGGGACAACACGCGUCCACGUAGCCGGCCGGGACAGUGAGAAAGUUGAGAGGAAGCAGGUGAAGAUGAACGCUGAUGAUGUCACGAACGGCGUGGCCUGCACGCUGAAGCCGCCGGUGUUUCUUCACUUAGGAGGCGAAGAUGCCAAAACACACACACGUUGCUCGGGCGUGUGCGUGAUCGACGUCACCCUACCCCCGGGGAAAACUGUCAAUAUUGAGACCAUCGACUUUAAGAAUUUCUACACGGCGUUGGUCAGCGUGAGGCUGCAGAAGCGGAGUCCCGGCCAGGAGGGGGCGGCGGCCGAGUGGCGCACGGCCCUCGGGGACCGCCCCCUCAUGAGCAACCCGCACACGGAGGCGGGCGCGCAGGACUACUACAGCAUUCACAGGAACCAGAUGCGAGUGGAGCCGGACGACGUCUCGUCCGUGCGACUCAUCCUGAAGCAGCCGUCGUCCGCCUGGUCGACCUUCGGCGUAGAGGACGUCCGCAUUUCCCCGCACACGCAACCUGAGCCUGACAAGGAGCUCUCUGAUUGGCUGUUGGCUCUAAACCUUGUUGACCCAGACCCACAUGUUCCGGGCCCGGUGGACGCUGCGUCCGUCUCCUGCAGUCUUCAGCAGAUGUGGGCGUUGACCCAAGUGAUGCAGAGCAGUCAGAGCUCCACGACCUCCGUCGGACGCUUCGAUGUGGAUGGCUGUUAUGAUAUAAGUUUAUUAUCCCUGACAUAAAACACAUUUUGAAAAUCUGAA